AUGUCAACUUCUACAAUAUCAACAUUUGUUCCAAUUGUGUGCAAAGUAAUCUAUAAUGUUUUGAAAAAAGACUUCUUACAGCCCCCUACAACGCAUGCACAGUGGAAACAAUUAGCAGAAAAAUUUUCGGAUUUGUGGCAGUUUCCUCAUGCAGUUGGUGCCAUAGAUGGAAAGCACAUUAAUAUAAAAGCACCACCCAAUACGGGUUCAGAAUAUUUUAAUUACAAGAAGUACUCAAGUAUUGUUUUGCUUGCUAUUGCUGAUGCAAAGGCAAGGUUUGUAUCAUUUGACCUUGGUGCACCAGGAAGUGACGAGGCUUUUGCAUUAAAUGUUAAUUUAAUGAAACCUUAUCCUCAUAGGUCGGCAAUGGGGGAUGAAAAGGUGUUUAAUUAUCGUUUAUCGAGGGCUAGGCGAAUUUUCGAGAAUGCUUUUGGUAUUCUCUGUGCCAGGUUUAGAGUUCUUUUAAAGACAUUGCAAUUAAAUGUUGAAAACGUUAUAGAAGUGGUUCGUGCAUGCCUAGCCCUUCAUAAUUACCUUAUAUCAAGAAAUGAUACAAAUUAUGCUCCUGCUGGAUAUUUGGAUGAUGAAGAUGAAAAUUGUAUUGUAAUGCAUGGUGCAUGGAGAAAGGAAGUUGACAAUACAUGCACAAUCACUGAUUUAUGCAGUCAUCCAAGUGAACGGUCUUCUACAUUGCAAGCUAGAGCUGUUCGUGAUGACAUGAAAGAUUACUUUUUUGAAGAAGGUGCUGUUCCAUUUCAAUGGAAGAUGACUGAAUGA
This is a messenger RNA of Xenia sp. Carnegie-2017, 777 nucleotides long. RefSeq names its product putative nuclease HARBI1. Bases 1 to 777 code for a protein of 258 amino acids. Lineage: Eukaryota; Metazoa; Cnidaria; Anthozoa; Malacalcyonacea; Xeniidae. The transcript is spliced from 2 exons. The record is from RefSeq and is a predicted model, not a curated record.